Molecule: messenger RNA, 5262 nt
Organism: Brugia malayi
Lineage: Eukaryota; Metazoa; Nematoda; Chromadorea; Rhabditida; Onchocercidae
Exons: 35
Coding region: 1-5262 (1753 amino acids)
Source: RefSeq, a predicted model, not a curated record
AUGGAUGAACAUUUGCAAGUUAUUGCUAAUCUUUCCGCAGCCAAAUUUCGUGAUCUUUCCACUGCUGCGAAAACAACGCAAGAAAUACUGAACAGCAAAGAUGUAACAAUGGUUACAUUGUGCGGUAAAUGUCUUCAUGUAUUACAAUUAGCACUUCAAUGCAAGCAUCAGAAAAUUAAUCAAGCUGCUGUUGAUUUACUUCAAACAUUAAUUCGAGAUGAACGCUUUAUGAAUAAAGCAACAACUUCUGAAAGUGACACCUUGAUGAUGUCAACAUUAAAGUCAAUAACUUUGUUACCGGUAAUCAAAGCUCCCAUUCAAUGUCGUAUUUUGACGUUAAUUGUUGAAUUAAUGUGUAAGGAAGAACGACGAAUUAUAAUCGAAAUAGUAAUGGAAGCUUUAACGUUAUGUAUGCAAACGUAUGGGAAUGCCGAAGAAAGAAGCGUUCAAUUAGCUUGUCGUGCAGCUGUCACUCAGAUUUUUAGCUCAUUCUGCACAUUACCUCAGAAUAGCCAUUGCCAGGAACACACAGCUAUUUUUAUGGAUGUUACAUCAUUAUUAAAUGAAGUAAUCAAAUGCGCAAAUGUCACAAAUCCGCAAUCAGAUCAGAUUAUCAUCUUACUAGAUGCCAUAUACAGUAUUCUUAAUUCACAACCAAUUACUAUUAUCAAUCAUCAACCAUUUGUCAAUAUUAUUUGGCGUGAAUUAAGUCCAUGCAUGAUGAAAAUGUUAGGAGAACCGGAAAAGAGUAAUCAUGAUAUUACUGAAGAUAAUGAACCGUUUGGACGAGGUCAAAGGUCGAUGACGACAAAUAAUAAGACGAUUUUUGAUCAUCCGGAAAUUGUACUCUCAUUGUAUCAGAUUAUCGAGCAGUUAUUACGAAUUCUUGCCGGUAUUGAUGGAAUGCGAAGCGUACUGGAAGCAAUAUUUCAUAAAGCUUUACUGUAUCCAAGAGUGGAUCAACGUUCAGAAGCUCUUCGUAUUAUCCGAAAGAUUACUAAAAAUGAAGAGCGUCUUGCUGACAUUAUUUUGAUUUCGAUGAGCAGUAAAACGUUGACACUUUGGACUAUCAUUAUUGAUUGUAUUUUUGAAUGUAGUAAUUCAACAAAUAUUGAUAUAUCUUCAGAAGCGCUUCGAACAUUACAAACUUUUCUAAUCACAGCAUGCCAAAUGUGUGAAACUGAUAGUGAAAGUGUAUUAUCAACAAAACUUAUUGAUAACAUUUUAUCAUAUUUCUCGAUCGAUAAUAUUUCAUUAGCUUCAGCUGUUGAUGAUGAAAAGCAUGAUAACAAACACGAUGAUAUAAAAGAAUCAGAAAUAAAACGAAAUAAUGCAAUGGAGGAUUUGAAAAAUAGAAAUGAGGUAAAUAAAGUAUUGGAAAAAUUGACCAAAAAAUACAGAGGUGAAGAAACGAAUGUGGUAAAUUGCAAUGAUUCUAAGACCAAUAAAUCAGCUGAAAAAGAACUGGAAUCAGCCAAUUGCUAUAUAAAGAAAUUGCGGGAUGCUAUUCCGGAAUGGUUGCAAAUUAAAAGUACGAUUGAAGUUGAUGAAGCAAUUCAAGAAUUUGCAUCUAAUUUCUUUUCUGAAUUCAUGAUAGCUCAAAAAGAUGCUUUCGAAUUAUACGGUCAGACACAAUCACAUUUCCUGAAUUCCGAUGCUAUCUAUCUCACUACUUAUGCAGCAUUAGCUGUUGUUUUUUAUGAAAACAACAUGGAAACUUUCAAUGAGUUUUGGUUCAUUAAUGAAGUAUUGCAUAGUGGCUGUAUUGUAUACAGUAGUAAUCAUUGGCUUACUGUGGUAUACGAAAAUUUGAUAAAAUUAAAAAUGGAAUUUCAACCUUUGGAUGAUACUAAGAUACCACUAAUAAGUGUUAUUGAAGAUUAUACUGGGCGCAGCGCUCAACGAAUGAGUGACGUUAGACGAAUACAGGAAGUGUUUACUAAACAGAGUAAACAUUCUCUAGCUGUCUGUAAAGCAUAUCGAUGGCUUUUAUUGGAAAAUUGGAAUAAAUUGCUAACAGCGCCAUCAAAGCUACUAUCUGUACGCAAUAAGCAACAACGCAUUAUUCGUCCAAAAGCUGCCGAAGCAUUUGAUCAAGCCAUAUAUACGUUAUUAGCUUUAGCCAAGCUUUGUACUGCAUUAGGUCUCGAAGAACGUAAUCAGUUAAUCAUUGAGCGACUUGUCAUAGCAUCAUGUCCACUGGAUGAAUUGAGAAGUUUUGCAAUUCAGGAAAAAAUAGAUUCCAGUACGGAACGACUGAAUCGAUGGCCAUUACGGAAAGGAGAUGUCAUCGCGAUGCAAACUAUUCUAGAUAUUGCUAUUGAUUGUGGACUUUGUACAUCAAAAUGUUGGAAUGAUAUUAUCAGAUGCACGGAGUAUAUUUGCGAAGUAGAGAAAUAUUUCUUUGGUAUUAUAAAUCAAGAUCAGACCUGUUGGAUGUCACCUGUUUCUUUUAAUAGUGCUAUUGAUAAGGCACAGCAUAUUGAUGAUAUCUUAUCAGGUGACAGUAGCGACAACCUUAGUGGUCAAACAGCUUGUCGAAUUCUUCAAUUUUUGAUGUCAACAGUAAAUAGAUUUUAUGAACGCGUUGGCAAGGAAUUGAAUUUGGCAUCGCUCUGUGAAUUAAUGCAACAUUUGGUGAUAGCUAGUGAAAAUUGCCAGUACUACGUGAAUUCACAAAAAUCAAAUUCAUUGGUUGAUCCAACAGUAAUCCUAGGACGAAUAUUUGCCAUUUCAACGACACUUUCAAUUAGGCCUUUAAUCCAUGCAAUGAAAAUUUGGCCUAAAGUAUCACAUCAUAUAGUUCAGUGUGCUUCUCUACGCAGUGAUGGAAAAUUAAACUUUUUUGCUAUCGAUGGUUUGGGUAUUUGUAUAGCAAAAUUGAUGAUCAAUGAAACGAAUGGUUUUUGCUACAAUCAACUUAUAUUUCAGCCAUUACAGAAUAUUCUUUGUGCCGAAAUGUGCUUAGAAGAAUCACAGGAACAGAUUGUCACAUUGUUAGCAACAUUUGUGCAUUCACAUGCAGAUAUGAUUGGUUCCGGUUGGAGACCGUUAUUUAGUGCUUUGAAAGCAUUACGAAUUGAAAAUCAUUCCGAAUCAGAUAAUAAUGCUGGCGAUAUAACUGCAAUAUCAUCAGUUCAAGCAACUAUACUUGACAUUUUCUCAGCAUAUCUUAAUAUUAAAAAUACAAAUAUUUUAAUAUCGACAGCUUUAGAUUAUAUUGCAUGUGUCUUGCAAUAUCUUCAUUCUACAGGAUUUGAAUCGAUUCCAUCAUCCAAUGUAACGAUGGCUUCAGCAGCUUUACAAAAUUUGUUAAAAAUGGAACGAAUGCUUCAUAAUCUAUUCGAUUCGGCUGAUUGUAGUGAUCAACAUUUACUGCAAAGAUUAACAUUACGUGAACGAACGCAGCAUUGUGUUGAUCGAUACUUAAAUAUAUCAUUUUUAAUGGAACCACUGUCAACUGUCCUCAUUGAAGAACCAUUCUUUUUUGAUAUUGAACAAAAAAUUCCACCAACUGAUCUUGAUCGUUUACUUGAAACACCAGAAUUAAUUAUACCUUGGAAAAAUUAUACGGCAUCAAGAAGAAGUUGUACUGAAGUUUACUUAUCGUUACUAGAAGGUCUCAUAGCUGUCACCUUUGUUUGUCCUGCAUCAUUACAAUCAAAUUUAUUGCGAACUAUCGCUGAAUUGAUCAAAGAGCAAGUGGAUACUAAAUUUGGUAUUAAUUUCGGUGCAUACGGUUUAUCAAUUCUUGUCUUUCCAAUGUUACAACAAUGGAUGCGUAAAGAUGCGGCAAAACAUGAAAAUAAUUUGAAACAAGCAAUUGGACUGUUUACUGAAAUUGUUAAACAAUAUUUAAUACAAACCGAAAAUAAUCCAUGGGUUAAUCGAAUACUUUUUGAUAUGUUAAUUUUGUUAACGGAAUGUAUUACGUGUACUACGAAUCGUAUUUCACGCUUAGGUUACGCAUGUUUAAAAUUUCUGAUUAAAUCUUCCAUUCAUUCAUUAACACCCGAAAGAUGGACAAUUAUCAUACGGUCAUUAUGGAAUGCAACAGGUUUAACUUUGACGCAUUUGCGAUUUUUAAUGCAAUACUAUGUCGUUGAUUCAAAUGAUCCAAACGGAGACCUUGGUAACGUUUGCAUAGCUGCUGUCGAGAAUUCUAAUUUCUCAUGCGAAACGUUACUAUUAGCUCAACAGAUCUUUUUGAUGGAUGAACAGAUCAGUUCAACGACAGAACUAGAGGAAACGAAAAAACGUGAAGUGGUGCUUUGUAAUAAUGAUGGAACAGAACAAAGGAUUGGUGGUGAUGAACUGAUUAGCAUCCUUACCAGCCAUUAUUGUAUUUUGGAAUUAAUUGGUAUUUUAUUACUAAAUGGGAUCGAUUUGCCAGUAAAUGAACAAACUGUUGCAUUUUUGAAGAAAUUUGAUGAGCAAACUGAAAGUGACAAUAAAUGUAAUUUGCAUAAGCUGUCACCGGAUGAUAUUACCAUCCUGUUUUACUGUUUAGAUGGAUCACUUUUAGUUGCAAGAAAUUUUGAUAAGCGUUUAGGCCUAAAAAUGCUUAUCCAAGGAUUAUAUGACUUUCCUGUACUUCCAAAUCUAUGCAAACAAGCAGUUUUAGCUUGGACAAUACGUUCAUUAGCAAUGUAUGAGAUAGUGCGAAAAUGUCCACUGGGAAAAGAAACAAUUGUUGAAUAUUUAUUGUCAUCAAAUGGAAGCAUAAAAGAUGACAAAUAUUAUAUCAAACAAUUUCAAUUAUGUCAUCGUGAAGUAUGCACAUAUUUAUGUUGUUUAGAGAAAAAAUUAUCAAGAGAAGCACUACGUCAUUUGGCUAUUUCACAUAUUACUCCGCAAAUUACUCUCAUCCGUAACGAUGCAAUGGAUGAAAAUUUAUACAAAUUGGUAUCUUCUGAGCAAACUACCGAAAUCAUUUCUGAUUAUAAACGUUCAAAAUUUGCUCAAACAUUAGUACCAACAAAACGAGGUAAUCCAUUUAAAAAUGAUAACGAACGACAGCAAACCAUUGCGGAGGACAAACUAUUUCUCUCUGAUGGCGAAAUACGAUGUUGCGCAUGGACUGAAAUGUCUUUGGCAAUCCUGGAAGCACUCUUACGUGAAGAAAAUGAACAAUUCGAGAAAUUCUUACCUAUAAUUUAUGAAAAUGCAGCAAUACUUAUAUCCGGUUCAUCUAAUGUGCGAGUGCGUGAAUUUGCUGGACAAUUCCUCCGUUUGCUCUCAAAAUUUCACCGCUUCUCAUAA